CGAGAUUGUGUCACUAUUAAAUCCCGUUUGCUUUGUCCUCAUUCCAUAAACAAAUCUUUGGGUGGCUUGGCGACGAGGUUAAUAGCUCCUCAGUUCCAGUAACUUUGGAGAAUAUCUCGAUAAGGAGGAAUACUAAUGCAGAAGUAGGUCGCUUCACGCUGAUGUUCAACGCCAUACGUUCGGACAUUGCUAUCAUUCAACCGUGAGCAAUCCACGACGUGGCAUUGAAGUCGUGUUUAAACACCACUAGUGCAAACAACGCCGUUGAGUGUUCACCAUGUCUUCCAAAAGGAUCUUCAACAUAAUCGUAGUGACUUCCACAUUCUGGUUCUCGGUGACCGUGCUAGUUCUUAUGUUUAAUAGCGAAGUCACGCGGGAAUCACUCACCAUGUUGAACGCUCCUGUAGUUUUGGACAGCGAAAAUCACCAUUAUAUGAAAGGAGCUGGAGUGAAUCCCUUACAGCCAGUCGAUCAUCAAAAGCACAUUAAAUAUCCUUGGGAAAGAGACGCUUCUGAGAAACCCGCGAACAAAGAUGGGCUUCUACUUGGAGCUGCGAAAGCUGUCAGUGUUUUAGCCCAUGUACUUCCGAAUAAAAAGGAUCGAGAUGUUUAUGACGCUAGCUUAGCUAAACGAACCAAUCCAGGUGGUUUAGGAGAGGCCGGUCAACCGGCGUAUCUAACGUCUGAACAAGACAAAAAGCUUGCAGAGGAACGAUUUGGCGAUCACUCGUUCAACUGGGUCCUUAGCGAUAAAAUUUCAUUGGAUAGAACUUUAGAGGAUGUAAGGGGCGACCGAACGAUGCAGUGUCACACUUUCUUUGCAGAGAGACUUGGCAAACCACUGGACGACCACGUGUCUACAAUGAGUAAAGUCACAGUGAUAAGGAACACCAAACGCGAGGGGCUGGUACGUGCACGCUUAAAGGGUGCCCAUGCCGCCAAGGGUGAAGUUCUUACAUUUCUUGACUCGCAUUGCGAGGCGACCCCUGGCUGGGUGGAGCCUCUGUUGGGACGAAUAGCAGAAUCACGCUCCAAUGUGGUGUGCCCAGCCAUCGAGGUUAUAAAUGCCGAUACGUUUGCGUACCAAGGAUCUGCAAACGCUGACCAGAGGGGUGGGUUUGGCUGGGAUUUGUUUUUUAAAUGGAAAGGGAUUCCCCCAGAAGAACAGAAGCUACGAAAGGAUAGCACCGACCCAAUCCGGACUCCUACAAUGGCGGGCGGGUUAUUUUCCAUCCACAGGCAGUAUUUCUUCGAUCUUGGUUCGUAUGAUGAAGAGAUGGACAUCUGGGGAGGAGAAAAUCUCGAACUCUCCUUCAGGGUCUGGAUGUGUGGAGGACGCCUGGAAAUAGUGCCAUGCUCACGUGUUGGUCACGUGUUCCGUAAGUACACAAGUCCAUACAAAUUCCCGGAUGGAGUGGAGAAAACGCUCAACAAGAACUUCAAUCGGCUGGCAGAAGUGUGGAUGGACGAAUACAAAGAGCUUUACUACAACAAGAAGCCGCAGGCACGAAACAUGGAAUACGGAGACAUCAGCAAGCGUGUAGAGUUAAGAAAAAGGCUAGGUUGCAAGAGCUUUAAAUGGUACAUAGAAAAUGUGUACCCGGAUGUUCAGAUGCCUGAGUUGAAUCCGCCUGCUAGUGGUGAGGUUCGAAAUCCUGCCAGUGGAUACUGUUUGGAUUCCCUUGGAGCUAAACCCGAGCACUCAGCCCGGAUGGGAGUAUAUGUUUGUCACGGACAAGGGGGAAAUCAGAUGCUGAUUCUGACUUCAAGGGGCGAGUUGAUUUUCGAGGAAGAAAAUUGUCUGGACGUAUCCAAGUCAUAUGCUGGUGCUCCUGUGGAGAUUCUUAAAUGUCACGGCAUGGGCGGCAAUCAGAAAUGGGAACACGAGAAGAAAAGCGGGAUCAUUAAGCAUUCAAGUACCGGCCAGUGUUUGGACCGAGGAGCAGAAGGCAGCCAGUAUGCUGUGAUGAACCCUUGUGACGGACGAGAUUCGCAGCGAUGGGUAUUUUCCAAGUACAAAGAAGCGUAACGAAUAGUACACUGUCCCCCAUCCUGACAGAUUUGUUUACCGCUAAGAACAACCAUAAAUAAUUAUAAAUAAUUGUUAGUUAGUUGUUUAUACGACCAAGUCGACUUAUAGCCUAACAUUAUUUAGAGAUCCGCCGAGCGCUUAGCUUUUUGAAAUUUCCGAUUCCUUUAACUUUUCGUGACACAUUUAUAUUGCGAGUUAAUCGUAGCAAUAACAAAAUGAGAAAAAGCUACUUAAGGUAGACGGUUUGCUCUGUCAGUUGCACUGUUAUGAACAUGUUAGAGUUCACACUGAAAAUUCAGAAAUUUAGUUUUGGGAAUUUUGUGGUUGAUGUGGCAAUGCUGGCUGAUAUGUGGGCAGCAUGACACAACACUCAGACUGCCAGAGUUAACGAUGUGAGGUGUCUAAGCUGGCUUUUUUUUAUCUGAUCAGAAACUUUUUUCAAUGCUCCGUACAAUUGUAAAGCUCCAGAGCGCAUUUCUAUUAACUGUCGUAAAUCUGAAGGCGACGUCAGGCACAUUUGAUCACGUGACUACCGAUAAUGAGAUAACCAAUCAGAUUCUUGAAGAAAGCGUGGGAAAACCACAGGAAUCUGCAUGUGACACAUUGCAAGUGCGGGAAAACGUGUCGCCGGUAGAAAGCGCGGGGAAGCGUACGUUGCGUAGUUAAGAUCAUUGAGAUCAUGGUUAGUUACUCAAUAUACAAUUGCUCUUGCCUGGUAUUCGAAAAUCACUCGGACUAGAACAAACGAAUUUAUCCCGGUCGGGGCGGUCAUAGAGAGGGAAACAAAACUCCCAUAGUUUCGCCCUCGACGAUUUACUAAAUACUAUUCGCGUCCAAGCUGUCACGCAAUGAAACAAAAUUUGGCUCUUCUUCGUAUACUUUAUUGUGAAUCCCGAAAAUGACGUUAAAACCCGCACUGCAGCGUAGACACGUGACGUCAUGUUGGCUCAUGAUGUCACGUUAGACAGUCAUGUUAGCUUCUGGUACAGACAUUUGCGUGACACCAGGAACACAGCAGUUGCCUGACUGAUCAGGUAAACUGUGGGAAAGUAGUGAUAUAAAAUAAUUUUUAAAAUGGAAGAAAAUAGAUUUUGUAAUGAUUUUCAUGUAUCGAUGCAAAUAUAUACAGAUUUUUAAUUAUUAUAGAUCAUUUCAUAUGAAAAACGCCGUUGUUGUACAUUUAAGAUAACAUGUUCACUGUUUUUUCUCUGUUUUUUGCAAAUGCGCCUUAUUGGAACUGACAUUUUGUGAACAUUACUCUUAAAUUAAUUCAGUUAGAUCUGCAUAUAUCCAAACGUAUCUAUUUAAUUCCAGGUUGUCAUUCCCAUUAUAUAUAUAUAUCUAAAAACAUGGGAUCCCACAACUUUUAUUUUGACUUUAAUGGGCCAUUUCGGAGUUGCCUUUGCCUCAUUAUCAAAACGAGUCUUUGUGCGAAACCAUUUAUAAGAAAAUUUGUUCCGCCUAUACGUUCAUUUUCGUGCAAAUUAAACUCAUUUUCCCAUGAAAGGUUUUACACAAGGGCUCGAUUUGAAACAGAGGCAUAAUAUCACUUGAGGUUAGAGAUAUUGUAUCUCGUCAAGGCCAUUUCAAGUCAUAUAAUUUAAGUUAAAGGCGUUUAGGUAUUAGUUCAGCGUUUCGAAAAUGCAAAAACACAAGUUGCCUUUCUUGAGGACUCCAACGACAGAAGAAUCCACGUUUCAAUCACGGCUUUAAGAAAAGCCUUGGGCUCCAGGCCCCAUAGUCAAAACUUCGGCGAUGCACAAACAUGCCUUCCGAGGGCCCUGAUGACUUUAAACUACUGACUUGUGUAACGCGCGCUAGUAAAACAGUUUUAAUGCCUGUUUCUACAAACGUAGGUAGGUUUAUACAGUAUAUUGGACACAAAUAUUGCAUAUGUAAAGAAAGUAGGGGUGUAUUUAGUAUAUUUAAGCUUGAGAGUAUCUUUGCGACCGCAUUCAGAAGCGAGUUAAGGUUUUUGUAUGGAAAUGUAAUGAGCGUCUUUCUCCUUUUGGUUUAUUGUGGUGCACAGGAGUCCGUGUUGGGGGCGUGACUGUGGCGUGACACGCGUGACUAUAGUCCUGUGAUCAGCCACUCAUGUGAACUUUGGUGCCUCGUGGCGAACACAGACAAAUUUGACGACACGUUGUAAAGCUAAAACCGAACUGAACAUUAAAAGUUUUGUUGUAGUUUGAGCCCGAAGCCCUCUGAUUUUAUUGUCAUCGGAACUCAACAAAUACAACUGCUUGGAAUACUGUUAUGUUUCGAAAGAUUCCUAAUGCUGCUUUUGCAAUUUCUUAGGAUGAGUACAAUCAGAUAUGAUUUUGAAAUGAAACUUCUCGGACGAAACUUCAUAUCUGUUUUUGUCAUAUAGAGAGAUAUUAAACCGUUAAAACUUGUUUAAAAGAAUUUUGAUGCCAAGUUGAAGUCGUUAUUUUUCGCAACGAAAGUUCGUAGGUACUUCAACCUCUCCUCUCCAGGAUCCAUUCGGCUGUCGUUUCCAAGAUGGCGGCCACGUUUGCGCGGCGUGCGGCCGCCAUCUUGAAUGUAGACGCCCGAGGGCAUGUUAUCAAUAGGGCCAAUUUCGAUAUAUGAAAAUUCAGCCUAACACAAAAGGCCUUAGCACGAGUCUCCGGGAAAUAACUACAGGGUUUGUGUUGUUUAUUCCGGGGAAAAGUUACAGAGUUAGUGGGGUUUAUUCCCCGGGGCCUCGUGCUGAGGUCUAUUGUUGUAGACUGAAUUUUAAUAUAUCGAAACUGGGCUAUUAGUAUAGGAGAGUCUUUUUGUAUAGAGACUUAAUCAUUUUUAUAGCGAUUGGGAAUAACCAACAGAUUCAUGAUAAUAAAGAACUCUUUUAUUUGA
This is a messenger RNA of Orbicella faveolata, 4891 nucleotides long. RefSeq names its product polypeptide N-acetylgalactosaminyltransferase 13-like. NCBI's taxonomy places the organism in Eukaryota, Metazoa, Cnidaria, Anthozoa, Scleractinia, Merulinidae. Gene Ontology annotation, biological process: protein O-linked glycosylation. Gene Ontology annotation, cellular component: Golgi apparatus. The record is from RefSeq and is a predicted model, not a curated record. Gene Ontology annotation, molecular function: polypeptide N-acetylgalactosaminyltransferase activity.